Molecule: messenger RNA, 1830 nt
Organism: Staurois parvus
Lineage: Eukaryota; Metazoa; Chordata; Amphibia; Anura; Ranidae
Source: the annotation of a GenBank genome assembly
AGGUUUCGCUACUAUCAGAAUGUCUGCACUUCCAGUUAUUCAUUUGUCUGGUGGGACUGGGCCAGAUGGGAGAAGGAGAUAGACUGGAUGGCUCUGAAUGGAAUCAAUAUGCCCCUCGCGUUCACAGGGCAGGAAAUUAUAUGGAGAAAGGUAUAUUUGUCUUUGGGAUUGACUGAGAAAGAAGUUGAUGAAUUUUUCACUGGGCCAGCAUUCUUGGCUUGGGGUCGAAUGGGAAAUAUUCACACUUGGGGAGGUCCUUUGUCCUCCAACUGGAUGAAUGAACAGUAUUCCUUACAGCUUAAAAUCCUAAAAAGAAUGCGAUCUCUUGGAAUGAUUACAGUGCUGCCUGCAUUUGCUGGACACAUUCCUUCAAGUUUACUCAGGGUCUUCCCGAAAGCUUGUGUGACCAGACUUGGUGGAUGGAGCAACUUUAAUUGCACAUACUCCUGCAGCUUUGUUCUGGACCCUGAGGAUCCCCUUUUCCAAAGGAUUGGGGGACUUUUUAUGAGUAAGCUCAUCCAAGAGUAUGGAACUGACCAUGUUUACAAUGCAGACACCUUCAAUGAGAUGACACCAACUAGUUCUGAUCCCUCCUAUUUGUCUGCGGUCAGCAAUGCCAUCUUUAAAUCUAUGGUCAAUGUGGAUCCUGGAGCCAUCUGGAUGUUGCAAGGCUGGCUAUUUGUUAAUAAUCCAACUUUCUGGAGACCGGCACAGAUUAAGGCCCUUCUCCAUGGCACCCCAAUUGGGAGAAUCAUAGUUCUGGACUUGUUUGCAGAAACUAUUCCUGUUUAUCAGUACACAGAGUCUUUUUAUGGGCAACCAUUCAUUUGGUGCAUGCUGCAUAACUUUGGUGGGAACCAUGGUUUAUUUGGAAAAGUCGAGAGUGUAAAUAAAGGACCCUUUGAUGCCUUGUCCUUCACCAACUCUACUAUGAUCGGAACAGGACUUACCCCUGAAGGCAUUGAGCAGAAUGACAUGAUAUAUGAGCUGAUGAAUGAAAUUGGUUGGAGAUCCAAGCCUGUCAAUCUCACUGUAUGGAUCUCUGAUUAUUCUGACAGGCGUUAUGGCCAGAAACAUCCCUAUGCACGGGCCGCAUGGCAGUUGCUUCUAGGUAGUGUGUAUAACUGUACUCAGGACUGGAAGGAUCACAAUCACAGUCCUUUAGUGAGACGGCCAUGUCUAAAUAUGAACACAAAUAUUUGCUACAAUAAAACUGACCUGUAUGCAGCUUGGAAAUUAAUGCACCAAGCAGGUACUUCCUUGGCAAAUAGUAGCACUUUCCUCUAUGACUUGGUGGAUGUUACCAGGGAAGCUAUGCAGCUGCUGGUUACUGAAUAUUACCAGGAGAUCAAGACUGCUUAUAAAAAUGAGGAUCUAGAAAGAGUUAUGACAGCAGGUGGCCUGUUGGUGUAUGAUCUCCUGCCUGAACUUGAUAAUCUGCUUUCCAGCCAAUCUCAGUUUUUGCUUGGCCGAUGGUUAGAGUCAGCUCAGAAGAUGGCAAGCACCAAAGAUGAGGCUAUUCUGUAUGACAUGAAUGCUCGUAACCAGAUUACAUUAUGGGGUCCCACUGGCAAUAUUUUGGACUAUGCCAACAAGCAACUAGGGGGGCUAAUUCAAGAUUAUUAUAAAAAGCGUUGGCGUCUCUUUCUGUGGUACUUAGUUGAGAGUCUUAAUACAGAAGUACCCUUCCAGCAAAGCAAGUUUAAUCAGGCUGUCUUCACUGUGGAAAAAGGGUUCACCUAUAAUGGCAAGACCUAUAGUUCCACUCCCACUGGAGACACCAUUGCAAUAGCCAGAAAUAUUUUUAUAAAGUAUUUUCCAAAAAAAUAA